Messenger RNA from Girardinichthys multiradiatus, 1227 nucleotides. RefSeq names its product sorting nexin 3 (gene snx3). Gene Ontology annotation, molecular function: phosphatidylinositol-3-phosphate binding. Lineage: Eukaryota; Metazoa; Chordata; Actinopteri; Cyprinodontiformes; Goodeidae. The coding region runs from base 40 to 528 and encodes 162 amino acids. Gene Ontology annotation, biological process: late endosome to Golgi transport; endocytic recycling. Gene Ontology annotation, cellular component: early endosome membrane; retromer complex. The transcript is spliced from 4 exons. The record is from RefSeq and is a predicted model, not a curated record.
UUUGACGGCAUCCCUAGCUGCUUGGGAGGACAGGGAGAAAUGGCUGAUGCUAUAGCUGACACGAGAAGGCUGUACACUAAGCCCCAAAACUUAAAUGACGCGUAUGGACCCCCGAGUAAUUUUCUAGAGAUUGACGUGAGCAAUCCUGAGACCGUCGGGGUCGGAAGGGGCAGAUAUACAACGUACGAAGUCAGACUGAAGACCAACCUUCCCAUCUUCAAGCUAAAAGAGUCCAGUGUACGGAGGCGGUACAGCGACUUUGAGUGGCUCAGAGCGGAGCUGGAGAGAGAAAGCAAGGUGGUUGUACCGCCUCUCCCAGGAAAAGCUCUUUUCAGGCAGCUUCCGUUCAGAGGAGACGAUGGCAUAUUUGAUGACUCUUUCAUUGAGGAACGGAGGCAGGGUCUAGAGCAGUUUCUCAACAAAGUGGCCGGCCACCCUCUAGCUCAGAAUGAACGCUGCCUACACAUGUUUCUACAGGACGAGUCUGUGGACAAGAACUACACCCCUUCCAAAAUCAGACAAGCCUGAAAAAAACAAAAAACACAACAUGGCUCUGCUUGGCCUUCUCUGGCUCGGCCUGACAACCCAAAGCUCUCUUCACUGCUCCAAAUUUCUCUCUAAAAACAUUUCUGUGACACUUUCUUCCUUCCUACAUUGUCUAAAAUAUAAUUUCUUGGCUAUUUAGGUUUAAUUGCUAAUCACUCUGUUUUAAUGUUCCAAUUGGACAAGAAUGUUAUAUACACAGCUGUGGUCUAAAGUGAUUUAUAGAUAUUUUUCUUCAUGUCUUAAAUAUGCCACUAACAAAGAAUACAUAUUAUAUAUUUAUCAUUUAUCCAUGUCCUGAAUAUAUAUUUCUUUAUGUUACUUUUGAAUGAAACCUGUCUGUAUGCAAAGCUUGUGUAAUGUCCCACACCACCCUCCAUCAACGAGUUGCUCUCCAUAACCAGCGCCCGAACACACAUACACACAUUCGACGGACCUCGACUUUCAAGCCACACUUAGUUGUUGUCUUAAAAAGGAUGCAUGUGUGUGUGUCUGUACGCAUCGUAUCCACCAGCACCUACUCGAUGUUCACCAUGUUUUCUAGCAUGCAGUUUACACGGAAGGAACUGCCAUAUUUCUACUGGCAAUAUGCAUUUUGAGAUUUGUAUACUGCUGUGCCAUUUUUGAUUUUUUUUUUUUUUUUGUUUAUUUUCAAACUUUUUCCAAUAAAACUGGUGAAAUGUC